AGUUCCCACAGCAGCGCAGGUGAGCUCUCCUGAGGACCUCUUCGUCAGCCUCCCUGAUUGUAGGGAGGAUCCAGGGUGGCAGGAAACUCCUCCAGCCCAGCCAGGAGCUCAGGAUGUUCCUGAAGGCCGUGGUCCUGACCCUGGCCCUGGUGGCUGUCACCGGAGCCCGGGCUGAGGUCAGUGCUGACCAGGUGGCCACGGUGAUGUGGGACUACUUCAGCCAGCUGAGCAACAAUGCCAAGGAGGCCGUGGAACAUCUCCAGAAAUCUGAACUCACCCAGCAACUCAAUGCCCUCUUCCAGGACAAACUUGGAGAAGUGAACACUUACGCAGGUGACCUGCAGAAGAAGCUGGUGCCCUUCGCCACCGAGCUGCAUGAACGCCUGGCCAAGGACUCGGAGAAACUGAAGGAGAAGAUUCGGAAGGAGCUGGAGGAGGUGAGGGCCCGGCUGCUGCCCCAUGCCAAUGAGGUGAGCCAGAAGAUCGGGGAAAACGUGCGAGAGCUGCAGCAGCGCCUGGAGCCCUACACGGACCAGCUGCGCACCCAGGUCAACACGCAGACUGAGCAGCUGCGGCGCCAGCUGACCCCCUACGCACAGCGCAUGGAGAGAGUGCUGCGGGAGAACGCCGACAGCCUGCAGGCCUCGCUGAGGCCCCACGCCGACCAGCUCAAGGCCAAGAUCGACCAGAACGUGGAAGAGCUCAAGGAGCGCCUCACGCCCUACGCCGACGAGUUCAAAGUCAAGAUCGACCAGACCGUGGAGGAGCUGCGCCGCAGCCUGGCUCCCUAUGCUCAGGACGCACAGGAGAAGCUCAACCACCAGCUCCAGGGCCUGGCCUUCCAGAUGAAGAAGAACGCCGAGGAGCUCAAGGCCAGGAUCUCGGCCAGUGCGGAGGAACUGCGGCAGAGGCUGGCGCCCUUGGCCGAGGACAUGCGUGGCAACCUGGGGGGCAACACCGAGGGGCUGCAGAAGUCGCUGGCAGAGCUGGGCGGGCACUUGGACCGGCAUGUGGAGGAGUUCCGACUCCGGGUGGAGCCCUACGGGGAGAACUUCAACCAAGCUCUGGUGCAGCAGAUGGAACAGCUCAGGCAGAAGCUGGGACCCCAUGCGGGGGACGUGGAAGGCCACUUGAGCUUCCUGGAGAAGGACCUGAGGGACAAGGUCAACUCCUUCUUCAGCACCUUCAAGGAGAAAGAGAGCCAGGACAAGACCCUCUCCCUCCCCGAGCCAGAGCAGCGGCAGGAGCAGCAGCAGGAACAGCAGCAGGAGCAGCAGCAGGAGCAGGUGCAGAUGCUGGCCCCUUUGGAGAGCUGAGCUGCCCCUGGUGCACUGACCCCACCCUCGCAGACACCUGCCCUGCCCUGCCACCUGUCUGUCUGUCUGUCCCAAAGCAGAUCUGGUAUGAAUUUGAGGACACAUGUCCAGUGGGAGGUGACACCACCUCUCGAUAUUCAAUAAAGCUGCUGAGAAUCUAGCCUCA
Piliocolobus tephrosceles (Ugandan red Colobus) is the source of this 1482-nucleotide messenger RNA. It is a transcript of the gene APOA4, whose product is annotated as apolipoprotein A4. The record is from RefSeq and is a predicted model, not a curated record. Gene Ontology annotation, cellular component: low-density lipoprotein particle; very-low-density lipoprotein particle; extracellular vesicle. The transcript is spliced from 4 exons. Bases 114 to 1316 code for a protein of 400 amino acids. Gene Ontology annotation, biological process: cholesterol metabolic process; cholesterol efflux; lipoprotein metabolic process. Gene Ontology annotation, molecular function: cholesterol transfer activity; phospholipid binding; phosphatidylcholine-sterol O-acyltransferase activator activity. Lineage: Eukaryota; Metazoa; Chordata; Mammalia; Primates; Cercopithecidae.